AUGUCGGACUUUGAAUUUGAUGAUGAGGAGCAGAGAAUGCUGAUCAUGCGCAAGGCGUUCCAGAUGUUCGACACCGCCAAGACGGGCUUCAUCGAGACGAUCAAGAUCUCGACCAUCCUUAACACGAUGGGCCAGCUGUUCGACGAGGGCGAGCUGCAGGAUCUGAUCGACGAGGAGGACCCGGAGAGCACGGGCAAGGUCAACUUCGACGGCUUCGCCAACAUCGCCUCCAACUUCCUGCAGGAGGAGGAGGACGCCGAGGCGAUGCAGCAGGAGCUGAAGGAGGCCUUCCGGUUGUACGACCGCGAGGGCAACGGCUACAUCACGACCAGCACACUGAAGGAAAUCCUGAAGGCGCUCGAUGAUAAACUAUCCAACGAGGACCUGGACGGCAUCAUCGGGGAAAUCGAUACCGACGGUUCCGGAACGGUCGACUUCGACGAGUUCAUGGAAAUGAUGACCGGAGAAUAAGCCAUCCGAGGAUCGCCAACCAUCGUUCUCAUCCAACGAAAUCGGAGCCAGGCUAUCUCGAAGGAUGGUUGAGGGCCACCCGCACAAGCACACACACACACCCAAGGUCCCGUUCAUCGACGGACGCAACAAGCAAGGUGCCAUCGUUCCAUCGACAAUCGGCGCAGGACAAUUUGUUUUCUUCUAUUUUAUAGAACAUUAUAGAACUACUCCGUACUAUGCACCAUUUGUUUCAUCCGAAUGUUUCUUGUGCAGCACCCAUGUUUUCCUAUCUAUAAACGAUAAACAAAC
This is a messenger RNA of Anopheles coustani, 762 nucleotides long. RefSeq names its product troponin C (gene TpnC25D). Gene Ontology annotation, molecular function: enzyme regulator activity; calcium ion binding. NCBI's taxonomy places the organism in Eukaryota, Metazoa, Arthropoda, Insecta, Diptera, Culicidae. The record is from RefSeq and is a predicted model, not a curated record. The transcript has 4 exons. Bases 1 to 471 code for a protein of 156 amino acids.